GAGAGAGAACAGAUAAUGACCACCAACUGCUGGCUCACACAGAUAUGGAACGAUUACAGGUUAAUAUGGGAUCCUGACGAGUAUGAGGGCAUCAGAAAAAUUCGUCUUCCAUCUCAACACAUCUGGUUACCGGAUAUUGUCCUGUACAACAAUGCUGACGGGACAUACGAGGUGUCCUUCUACUCUAACGCGGUGGUGACGUACAACGGCGAGGUGGCCUGGCUGCCCCCGGCCAUCUACAAGAGCGCCUGCAAGAUCGAGGUGCGCGACUUCCCCUUCGACCAGCAGAACUGCACGCUCAAGUUCCGCUCCUGGACCUACGACCACACGGAGAUCGACCUGGUGCUCAUGUCCGACUUCGCCAGCCGCGACGACUUCAAGCCGAGCGGCGAGUGGGACAUCGUCUCGCUGCCCGGCCGCAAGAACGAGGACCCCAACGACGACACCUACCUGGACAUCACCUACGACUUCAUCAUCAAGCGCAAGCCGCUCUUCUACACCAUCAACCUCAUCAUCCCCUGCGUGCUCAUCACCUCGCUGGCCAUCCUCGUCUUCUACCUGCCGUCGGACUGCGGCGAGAAGAUCACCUUGUGCAUCUCCGUGCUGCUGGCGCUCACCGUCUUCCUGCUGCUGAUCUCGAAAAUUGUGCCGCCCACCUCCCUGGCCGUGCCGCUGAUCGGCAAGUACCUGAUGUUCACCAUGGUGCUGGUCACCUUCUCCAUCGUGACCAGCGUGUGCGUGCUCAACGUGCACCACCGCUCGCCCAGCACGCACACCAUGCCGCCGUGGGUCAAGCGCCUCUUCCUGGUGCGGCUGCCCGCCUUCCUGUUCAUGCGGCGGCCCGGCGGCAGCUCCAACGUGCGCGAGCGCUUCCGCCACCGCCACCGCAAGUGCUCCUUCUCCGAGCCCAAGGCGGGCGAGGCCGGCGGCGGUCAGGGCGGCUCCGGGGGAGGCGGGGGGUCCGGCGGCAGCGGCGGCGGCGGCGGCGACUCGGCCUCCACGUUCUUCGUGAACGAGGACUCGGCCAAGCGCUACGGCUGGCACUCGGGCGACCUGCCGGAGAGCGGCGCCGGCGCGGCUAGCGGGACGGAGUUCCGCCGCCGCAUGACCCUGCGCUGCAACGUGGACGUGCAGGAGGCCGUGGACGGCGUGCGCUACAUCGCCGAGAAGAUGAAGACCGAGGAUGACGAUGAAGGGAUCAUCGAGGACUGGAAGUAUGUGGCCAUGGUGAUCGACAGGCUGUUCCUGUGGGUGUUUGUGCUGGUGUGUGUGACCGGCACGAUAGGACUGUUCAUGCAGCCGCUGUUCCAGAGCCUGAACACGCCCACGGUGGACAACGGCGAGUGAGCGGGGACAAAGUUAGCCCUCUCUUCACGAGC
Sardina pilchardus (European sardine) is the source of this 1379-nucleotide messenger RNA. Its product is annotated as neuronal acetylcholine receptor subunit beta-2-like. Gene Ontology annotation, cellular component: synapse; postsynaptic membrane; neuron projection. Lineage: Eukaryota; Metazoa; Chordata; Actinopteri; Clupeiformes; Clupeidae. Bases 16 to 1347 code for a protein of 443 amino acids. The transcript has 4 exons. Gene Ontology annotation, molecular function: acetylcholine-gated monoatomic cation-selective channel activity; transmembrane signaling receptor activity. Gene Ontology annotation, biological process: regulation of membrane potential; chemical synaptic transmission; nervous system process. The record is from RefSeq and is a predicted model, not a curated record.